GAUCGCUUCACGCCCUCACUCUACUCUGCUAAGUUGCGCUACAGUCUUAGCUUUAGCCGCAAUGUUUCGCCGACUCCGUCACCGGCAAUCAGCCCCAGACGAGAUCUAUUCGUCCAGCCUCGAGACACUGUACCUCGGUCGCGCCCUCUGGUACCCAGAGCCGCACAAGUCUGGGGAGCUGCAGAUCGGUGACGUGGGCUUCAUUCGCCGUGGCGCGUUUAUCAGGCUCUUCAACCUCGACACCUCUACGCCCGAGAACAAAGUCCCGUCCGAUUAUUGGCCGAAACAGUUCGACAACAUGGAACCACUACCCCCUCACGUACUCCAAAUUGACGAAAGAAGUCGUUCGCUCGGUCCCGGUCACUAUUGCAGCCAUGGAGUAGAGAGCAAAAACAUACACGCCUUGGCGGGUGUGUAAGUGGACCC
Phanerochaete carnosa HHB-10118-sp is the source of this 426-nucleotide messenger RNA. RefSeq lists its product as uncharacterized. Lineage: Eukaryota; Fungi; Basidiomycota; Agaricomycetes; Polyporales; Phanerochaetaceae. The transcript has a single exon. The record is from RefSeq and is a predicted model, not a curated record. The coding region runs from base 62 to 418 and encodes 118 amino acids.